Molecule: messenger RNA, 2476 nt
Organism: Ceratotherium simum simum (southern white rhinoceros)
Lineage: Eukaryota; Metazoa; Chordata; Mammalia; Perissodactyla; Rhinocerotidae
Source: RefSeq, a predicted model, not a curated record
GCAGGUGUGGACCAGCCCCACCUGGGCCCGAGUGUGCAGAGGAUGGAAACACUCCUCCAGCAAUGUCUCUGGGCCGCCUCCUUCGCCGGGCCUCCUCCAAAGCCUCGGACCUCCUGACCCUCACCCCGGCUGGCAGCGGGCCCCUCUCUGUCCUGGAUGGGGAGAUCAUCUACUCUAAGAACAAUGUCUGCGUGCAUCCGCCCGAGGGGCUGCAGGGGCUGGGGGAGCACCACCCAGGCUACCUGUGCUUGUACAUGGAGAAGGAUGAGCUGCUGGGGGCCACUCUCAUCCUUGCGUGGGUCCCCAACUCUCGGAUCCAGAGGCAGGACGAGGAGGCACUGCGUUACAUCACCCCCGAGAGCUCCCCCGUGCGCAAGGCACCCCGCCCACGGGGUCGGCGUGCCCAGAGCUCAGGGGCCCCUCACCAGCCCUCCACCCCGGAGCCAAGGCCCACCCUGAUCCCAAGAGAUGAGGACAUCCUGGUGGUGGCCCAGAGCAUCCGGGACACUGCGCACAUCAGCCCUUCCCCAGAUGAUGGGGAGAAGCUGGCCCAGGGCCUGGGAAUGGAUGGCCCCCUCGCGGCCUCGCAGCCGGCCCACAGCGACUCUGGGAUCUUGUCUGCAGUCAGUUCGCAGGAUGGGACUGAGGAGGGGCGGGAGCUGCGGCCCGAGGCCGGCGAGGAGGAGGGCUCCUUGGAGUUGUCGGCUGACAGCGUGAGCAGGGACAGCUCCUUCGACUCGGAUUCUGAUGCCUUCUCUUCCCCCUUCUGCCUCUCGCCCAUCAGCGCUGCCCUUGCGGAGAGCAGCGGCUCCGUGUUCCUGGAGAGCGAGAGCAACCCCCCCUCCAGCGCGGACGCACCCCUGCGCUUCCCAGACAGCAACGGCCUCCUGCAGACGCCGCGCUGGGACGAGCCGCAGAGGGCGUGUGCCCUGGAACAGAUCUGUGGCGUGUUCCGUGUGGACCUGGGGCAGAUGCGCUCCCUCCGCCUUUUCUUCAGCGACGAGGCCUGCAGCAGCGGCCAGCUGGUUGUGGCCAGCCGGGAGAGCCAGUACAAGGUUUUCCACUUCCACCGCGGCGGCCUGGACAAGCUGUCAGACGUGUUUCAGCAGUGGAAAUACUGUGCCGGGACGCACCUCCAAGACCAGCAGGCCACCAACAAAAAGACAUGCAUGCAGUUCUCCAUCCGACGACCCAAACUGCCCUCGUCCGAGACGCACCCCGAGGAGAGCGUGUACAGAAGGCUGGACGUCUCCGCCUGGCUGCGCCACCUGAACGAGCUGGGCCAGGUGGAGGAGGAGUACAAGCUGCGCAAGGCCAUUUUCUUCGGCGGCAUUGAUGUGUCAAUCCGGGGGGAGGUCUGGCCCUUCCUGCUGCGUUAUUACAGCCACGAGUCGACAUCGGAGGAAAGGGAGGCGCUUCGGGUGCAGAAGCGGAAGGAAUAUGCAGAGAUCCAGCAGAAAAGGCUCUCCAUGACUCCUGAAGAGCACAGAGUGUUCUGGCGCAACGUGCAGUUCACCGUGGACAAGGAUGUGGUUCGGACAGAUCGGAGCCACCGGUUCUUCCGAGGCGAAGGCAAUCCCAACGUGGAGAGCAUGAGGAGGAUCCUGCUGAACUACGCCAUGUACAACCCGGCCAUCGGCUACUCCCAGGGCAUGUCAGACCUGGUGGCACCCAUCCUGGCCGAGGUCCUGGACGAAUCAGACACCUUCUGGUGCUUUGUGGGUUUGAUGCAGAACACGAUCUUUGUCAGCUCUCCUCGGGACGAGGACAUGGAGAAACAGCUGCUGUACCUGCGGGAGCUGCUGCGGCUGAUGCACCUGCGCUUCUACCAGCACCUGGUCUCGCUGGGCGAGGACGGCCUGCAGAUGCUCUUCUGCCACCGCUGGCUCCUGCUGUGCUUCAAGCGGGAGUUCCCCGAGGCUGAGGCGCUGCGCAUCUGGGAGGCCUGCUGGGCCCACUACCAGACAGAUUACUUCCACCUGUUCAUCUGCGUGGCCAUCGUGGCCAUCUACGGGGAUGAUGUUGUUGAGCAGCAGCUAGCCACCGACCAGAUGCUCCUGCACUUUGGAAACCUGGCCAUGCACAUGAAUGGGGAGCUCGUUCUGAGGAAGGCGAGGAGUUUGCUGUAUCAGUUUCGCCUCUUGCCCCGGAUCCCCUGCAGCCUGCACGACUUGUGUAAGCUGUGUGGGACCGGCAUGUGGGACAGCGGUUACAUACCCGCUGUGGAGUGCACGGGCCACCACCUGGGGUCGGACAGCUGUCCCUAUGGGGGCAUGGUGGAGACACCAUCACCCAAGCCCGCCAGAGAAGGCAAGAAGGGCCCAAAGACGCUGCGGGAAGGCUUUGGUGUCCGCAGAUAGGUUGGGCUCCCUGCGCUGGACGAGGGUUGAGGGGACCUCGCUGGAGGUCCCGAGCAUGUGGGAGGGGUGGGGAUGGGCAUGGAGGGGACAGGGGAUGGUAGAAACUAAAGAAAAUG